Messenger RNA from Lodderomyces parapsilosis, 1398 nucleotides. RefSeq lists its product as uncharacterized. Bases 1 to 1398 code for a protein of 465 amino acids. Gene Ontology annotation, biological process: transmembrane transport. Gene Ontology annotation, cellular component: membrane. The transcript has a single exon. NCBI's taxonomy places the organism in Eukaryota, Fungi, Ascomycota, Pichiomycetes, Serinales, Debaryomycetaceae. Gene Ontology annotation, molecular function: transmembrane transporter activity. The record is from RefSeq and is a predicted model, not a curated record.
AUGAUGAUCAUAUACGGCAUCAUCAUAGUUGCCGUAGCAGCCAUGUGUAUAGCAGUGACCUUGAGCGAAAUGUCCUCGGCUUACCCUAAUGCUUCAGGUCAAAUAUAUUGGACAAUGAAGUUGGCUCCACGCAAGUAUUCUCGUUUGAUGGCAUACACCACUGGGAUCUUAUCGUGGUUAGGAUCAGUUUUCACUUCAGCUAGUGUCACCAUGACUAUUGCCACUGCGAUUCCGGGGAUGUAUGUCUUGUUUCAUCCAGAAACAACAAUAAAACUGUGGCACGUUUUCAUUGUGUAUGAGGCUGUGAAUGUGCUCUUGUUAUUCUUUAACAUUUACGAGCGCCCAUUACCUGCAUUGAGUACGGGAACGUUGUAUACUUCAUUGGCAUCAUUUGCAAUUAUAAUCAUCACCGUGUUGUCGAUGCACAAGGGAGAUUUUGCUAGUGCUGAGUUUGUUUUUGUUGAAUUCAACAAUGGUACUGGAUGGAGUUCAGCCGGUAUAGCAUUCAUAGUGGGGCUCAUUAACCCCAAUUGGAGUUUUUCAUGUCUCGAUGCCGCGACUCACAUUGCUGAGGAGUCGUUGAACCCAGCAGUGCAAGUUCCACAAGCUAUAAUCGGCACCGUUAUCGUUGGAUUCAUCACGGCUUUUACUUAUUGUAUAGCCAUCUUUUUUUGCAUUAGGAAUUUGGACGAUAUCUUGGCAUCAAACACUGGUGUUCCCAUCAUGGAUAUCUUUUAUCAAGCUACCGAAUCCAAAGCUGCUGCGUUGGGAUUGGAAAUUUUAAUUUUACUUACUGCAUUUGGCUGCAACAUUGGUUGUCACACAUGGUCAGCGAGAAUCUGUUGGAGUUUUGCUAGAGAUAAUGGAUUACCGUUGUCGAAAUAUUGGGCCAAAGUCAAUACGAAGACUGGUACCGUUGUUAAUGCCCAUAUCAUGUCGUGUUUUUGGGUGGGUGUUAUUGGAUGUAUCUAUUUAGGUUCAUCAACUGCAUUCAAUUCAAUCCUUGUUUCAUGCGUUACGUCUCUUUUGUUAUCAUACAUGAUCCCGACAUUGUGUCUAAUUUUCCAAAGAAAUGAAAUUAAACACGGUCCAUUUUGGUUAAACAAGUAUGGUAUUGGGUUAAUCAGUAAUUUGGUUCUUGUGGGCUGGGCCAUCUUUGCCACUGUUUUUUACAACUUCCCAUCAGUUAUGCCUGUUACUAGUGGUAAUAUGAAUUAUUCAUCAGCAGUGUUUGGUGUUGUGUUUGUUAUUUGUUUCUUUGAUUGGAUGAUUAGAGGUAGGAAAGAGUAUAUUGAUAUUGAGGAAAGAGAACAACACAAGGAGGAUUUGGCUCAUCAAUUAUCAAAUCAAGUUUCAAAUAUCGAGGUGAUGAUGUCGCAUCAGUAUGAAAAGUCAUGA